CCCGCCCACACACCACAGCAAACACAUCACCCGACGCCGGGCCCGGAAUCAGAGAUGUCGGAUGAGCUGGUGAAGCAGCUGGCCAGCUACAAGGCUCAGCUACAGCAAGUAGAAGCUGCUUUAUCUACUGAUGCAGACAAUGGAGAUCUCCUGAAAUUACAGAAAGAUUUACAGGAGGUGAUCGAAUUGACUAAGGACUUGCUGUCUAACCAGCCCUCUGUUGCUACAGCCAAUGCAGACAGAUCGUCAAACUCCCUGCCCAGCCAUACAUGGAAGAUCGGAGACAAGUGCAUGGCCAUUUGGAGUGAGGAUGGACAAUUGUACGAAGCGGAGAUCGAAGAGAUUGACCAGGAGAACGGUACUGGAGCCAUCACCUUUGCUGGAUACGGGAACGCAGACGUUGUCCCUUUGGUCAACCUGAAACCUGUGGAAGAUGGAAAUGAUUCUGAGGAGCUGGGUAGCGACAAACCCAAAUCAAAAAAGGAAAUGGUUGCCCAGCAGAGAGAGUACAAGAAGAAGAAAGCGCUAAAAAAGGCUCAGAGAAUGAAGGAGCUUGAACAGGAGCGAGAGGAACAGAAAGUCAAAUGGCAGCAGUUUAACAACAGAGCCUAUUCCAAGAACAAAAAAGGACAGGUAAAGAAGAGCAUUUUUGCUUCACCGGAGAGUGUGACUGGCAAGGUUGGAGUUGGCACGUGUGGAAUAGCAGACAGACCAAUGACUCAGUACCAAGACACAUCCAAAUACAACGUCAGGCACCUUAUGCCCCAGUAACUAACAUCUGUAUAAUGUAUUUCCACGACUUGCAUUUCCUUUGUCAUUUUCUUUUGUUGUCAUUAGUGCAGUUUUGGGCAGAUUCACUUGGUGCAUUAGCACAAUGGAAGUCAGCUGUAUCUGUGUGUAUGUGUGUGUCUGUGUGGGUGAUAUUCAUAAGCGAGAGAGGUAAUUAAUGUGUAUAGUUAGUGUCCCAUUACUGAGGAAAGGUGAAGGAGGAUUUGAUAACAUGAGCUUCCUAUUUGAGGAAAAGUGUAAUUUUUACAAAAUGAACGUGGUGUUUUUUUUCUUCUGUUUUUGUAUGUAUAAUUGGGCAGUUUUAACAAAUUAAAAAUAAAA
Molecule: messenger RNA, 1110 nt
Organism: Callorhinchus milii (elephant shark)
Lineage: Eukaryota; Metazoa; Chordata; Chondrichthyes; Chimaeriformes; Callorhinchidae
Gene: smndc1
Product: survival motor neuron domain containing 1
Exons: 6
Coding region: 55-771 (238 amino acids)
Biological process (GO): regulation of alternative mRNA splicing, via spliceosome; mRNA processing
Cellular component (GO): cytoplasm; precatalytic spliceosome; nucleus
Molecular function (GO): RNA binding
Source: RefSeq, a predicted model, not a curated record